Molecule: messenger RNA, 1618 nt
Organism: Malania oleifera
Lineage: Eukaryota; Viridiplantae; Streptophyta; Magnoliopsida; Santalales; Ximeniaceae
Exons: 3
Coding region: 373-1290 (305 amino acids)
Source: RefSeq, a predicted model, not a curated record
GAUCCGAACCCGACUCAUGACCCGUUUGCCACCCCAAAUUCGAACGCCGGAAAUCACGUUAUACACGAAGAGGAACCCACCCGACCUAGUCAACAGAUUCGGAGCUUCUGCGGCCGGACCAACCCGUGGUCAGGGUCCUCCCCAUCAUCUGAGCAGCACAGUCGACGGCGUUGCAGUACCCAAUUCGACUAACCAGUCUUUCAAACCCGGGACCCGCCUCAGCCCCAAUCUGAUCGAACCCCAAUUUCAGAUCGAAGUUGAGACAGCAACAGGGAGUAACUCUCCUUAAGCCCAAGCCCAAAGAUAAAUAUAAUAUUGGAUCAAUUGUUGCAGUGAGAAUAUGUGAAACCAAUAUAUCUAGGAAUAAAGGAGAUGGACGGGGUGGGUCCUAGCAAGGGACAAAAGAGGCGAUUACCACCAUGGAUGCUUGGUGUGGCUGCUGUUGACAAAGUGAGAAAGUUUGAGAAUGGGGAUGGAAGCAAUGAUAAUAGCAUAAGCGAAGAACUUGUGUCCGAAGCUUGCCGGCCCAAGUCAAAAGCUGGAAAUGUACACAAUGAUAAAGAUGGCCUGCUUCAUGACAAGGAACCAUUAAAUACAAAUCCAUGUGUUCUUGGAACAAAGAGAAGAAAACGAAAAUUAAGUCCACAAGAUGCAGAUUGUGACAGUAACAUUUAUGAAGCUGGUUCAAAGAGGAAAAAAGAUGACAUUAAGGGAAAAGUUUGGGGUUCCACUUCUCAGAAAGCAAGGAAAGCAAAGAGUUUGAAUUCUAAAAGUACUGAGGAAGCUGAAGUCACCUCUUUAAGCGAAGAUGAUGGAGAGUUGACGAUGGAAGAUCUAAUGAGCAUUGCAGAGGAGUAUGUCAAAGCUGAUGAGGAGAUAGACAUACAGCGAUCAUCAGAUAGAGUUUGUGGAUCAGAAAGUGAACUUCCAGCAAUAGCCUUCUCUGGACACGAAUCAGCAGCCUCUCACAGUGCCUGUAAAAUUAACAAGAAAUUGCCUGUUUAUGAAACUGCACAUUCUUAUAAUUCAACUGAGAAUUUAGCUAGUGAAGAAACUGUCAUUCAUCCUGGCAGAACAGGGGAUCCUACUCAAGACAUGCUGGAUCUAUUUUUGGGUCCCUUACUCAAGAAACCCUCAAAGCACAAGAAGAUUGAUUUUUUUUCAGAAGAUGUGAAAAUUUCCCAUGAGUUUAGAAAACCAAGUCAAAAUAAGAUGGCUGGAGAAGAACCAGUCCCAUUGAUGAAGAAAAAGAGUAGUCUCAAAGACAAGGUAGCCAUGUUUCUUGACUGAAUAAGGUAAUCUGCUUACCCAAAUCUAUUCUGGAUGGUGAAGCAGGAGUGGAUUGUCCUUAAGAGUUUUGGGUAGCUUUGAUACAAUAUUCUGUCAAUUUUGUACAGUUGUCUUCUUUUUCACUUGAAUCUUAACAGCAUCUCUGCCAUAAACUAGAUUCUGUUAGGUGCGUACCUUGCACGCCUUUCAUGAUUGGUUGUAUAGCAAAGGAUGGAGGUGUAUUGUCUUACUUCAAUGAUUGUAUAUUGCCAAAUUCCAAGGCUCUAUAUGGAAUGGUUAUUUAUUUUCUGUAAUAUAAUUUGAAAAUAAAGCUUCUUAGCCAUUGAAA